Messenger RNA from Cynara cardunculus var. scolymus (artichoke), 554 nucleotides. Its product is annotated as blue copper protein-like. The coding region runs from base 39 to 551 and encodes 170 amino acids. The record is from RefSeq and is a predicted model, not a curated record. Gene Ontology annotation, molecular function: electron transfer activity. Lineage: Eukaryota; Viridiplantae; Streptophyta; Magnoliopsida; Asterales; Asteraceae. The transcript has 2 exons. Gene Ontology annotation, cellular component: plasma membrane.
CUCUCUCUCUCUCUAAACACACACUAAAAACACAGAGAAUGACGAUAAAUGGUGUUGGGUUUGUGUUGUUGAUAGUGUUAUUGAGUUGUGGUAUGCCAUGUUUAGCCAAAGUUUAUACAGUUGGAGACUCAUCUGGUUGGUCACUGGGUGUUGAUUAUAAAACCUGGACUUCUGGCAAAACAUUCCAAGUUGGAGAUACCCUUUCCUUCAAUUAUGGAAGUACCCACUCGGUGGAUGAAGUGAGCUCAGGCGACUAUGGUACCUGCACUGCCGGAAAUGCCAUCGCAUCCUAUACUUCCGGCCCCACCACCAUCGCUCUAAACACCACCGGAACUCAUUACUUCAUUUGCGGUGUGGCUGGCCAUUGUAGCGGUGGCAUGAAGGUCUCCGUUCCGGUCACCGCAGCCUCCUCAGCUCCAUCUGGGACCGCCAAGCCUACACCUACCCCAUCAACCAGCACCACCACUCCGGCCUCAUCAGCAGCCUUUUCUCCGGCUGUGCCUCUUGUUUGCAGUUUGGUUCUAUUCAUAUUUAAUUUGGUUGUUUCUUGAGUU